Molecule: messenger RNA, 1686 nt
Organism: Glarea lozoyensis ATCC 20868
Lineage: Eukaryota; Fungi; Ascomycota; Leotiomycetes; Helotiales; Helotiaceae
Product: alpha/beta-Hydrolase
Exons: 6
Coding region: 1-1686 (561 amino acids)
Source: RefSeq, a predicted model, not a curated record
AUGGCUAACCUAUUCUUGGUUCUUCUCACCCUAGUUGCUGUUACCUUGGCUGCGCCGCCUGCUCCCAUAGAAGACCGGGCAGUAGCACCUACUGUCGCUAUACCCUCCCCAGCAGCAACGGUUAUCGGCUCCUCAACAGGUAAACUAGAGUCAUUCAGCGGGAUACCUUUCGCCCAGCCUCCAGUUGGCAAUCUACGACUAAAGCCACCACAGCCACUCACAACUUCUCUCGGAACAGUGAAAGCUGUGGGAAUCCCCGCUGCUUGUCCCCAAUUCUUUUUUGAUAGCGACGCCGAAUUUCCAACUGGCGUUCUAGGAACUGUUUUGAACACUCCUGUAUUUCAAGCAGCAACCAAUGCCAAGGAAGACUGCUUGACGAUCAAUGUUAUCCGGCCCGCUGGAGUUGGAAAAGGCAGCAAGCUUCCCGUAUUGUUCUGGAUCUAUGGCGGGGGUUUCGAGCUCGGCUCAACUGCCAUGUAUGAUGGAUCCUCCCUUGUCCAGGAAUCUAUCGACACAAACAAGCCGAUCAUGUUUGUCGCCGUGAACUACCGGGUAGGCGGGUUUGGCUUCAUGCCAGGGGCAGAAAUCCUCAAGGACGGCUCAUCCAAUCUCGGAUUACUCGAUCAGAGGCUUGGGCUCCAUUGGACGGCCGAUAACAUUGCGGAGUUUGGUGGCGAUCCUGACAAAGUCACCCUAUGGGGAGAAUCAGCCGGAAGUAUCAGUAUACUUGAUCAUAUGGUCCUUUACGAUGGUGACAAUACGUACAAGGGCAAACAGCUUUUUCGUGCUUCAAUAAUGAACUCGGGUUCUAUAGUCCCGGCGGAUCCUGUUGAUUGCCCUAAAGGCCAAGUCGUUUAUGACGCAGUGGUCAAAGCUGCUGGCUGUGCUUCAGCAGCUUCUUCAUUAGACUGUCUAAGAACUGUCGACUACACAACGUUUCUGAACGCAGCCAAUUCUGUUCCUGGGCUUUUGGGAUAUAACUCAGUUGCUUUAUCAUAUCUUCCGCGUCCAGAUGGAGCUGUUCUCACCGCGUCACCCGAUGUUCUUAUUGGCGCCGGGAAGUAUACUAAAGUUCCAAUGAUUAUUGGUGACCAAGAAGAUGAGGGGACAAUCUUCGCACUCUUUCAAUCCAAUAUCACAACGACAGCCGGUAUCGUGGAAUACCUGUCAGAUGUGUUCUUCAGCAGUGCGACAACCGCCCAGCUUACAGGCCUAGUUGCAACGUAUCAAGACAUAUCUACUGAUGGAUCGCCAUUCCGGACAUUGUUUCUGAACAACUGGUAUCCCCAGUUCAAACGCCUUGCCGCCAUCCUAGGCGAUUUAACGUUCACACUUACGAGAAGAGUAUUCUUGAACGAGGUCAGCAACACCGUUCCAACGUGGUCAUAUCUAUCUUCGUAUGACUAUGGAACACCGAUCCUGGGCACAUUCCAUGGUAGCGAUAUUCUGCAAGUAUUCAACGGCAUUGUUCCUAAUUACGCGUCGAAAGCAAUCCGCAAUUACUAUUUCUCAUUCGUGUAUACCAUGGACCCCAAUGAUGGGUCCAGCUACAUGAAAUGGCCUCAAUGGAAAGAAUCCAAGCAGCUGAUGAACUUUUAUGCCACUGGUGCAGUCUUGAUUAAUGAUGAUUUCCGAGCGGACAGUUAUGAAUGGCUUCAAAACAACGUGGACAGUCUUCACAUUUGA